Messenger RNA from Cynocephalus volans (Philippine flying lemur), 372 nucleotides. Its product is annotated as biogenesis of lysosome-related organelles complex 1 subunit 5-like. Lineage: Eukaryota; Metazoa; Chordata; Mammalia; Dermoptera; Cynocephalidae. The transcript has a single exon. The record is from RefSeq and is a predicted model, not a curated record. Gene Ontology annotation, cellular component: BLOC-1 complex; transport vesicle. The coding region runs from base 18 to 281 and encodes 87 amino acids.
GGGUGGAGUCGGUCGGAAUGAGUGGUGGUGGGAUAGAGGCUCCUGUGGGUUGUGAGGCCGCCCCGAGCGGCGGCGGCGGCAGGAAGACCCCAGCGGGUUCAGCGCACCUCGUUAUCAAGGAUCUUGGAGAAAUUCAUUCAAGGCUUUUGGAUCACAGACCAGUUAUUCAAGGUGAAACUCGUUAUUUUGUAAAAGAAUUUGAAUGCAAGCAGCUAAUGACUCAGUCUGUAGACUCCAGCAGAGGGAACAGGAGCGAAAAAAGAUUCAUAAUGACCAUUUAAUUGCUAGUGAGAAACAGCAUAUACUCCAGUGGGAAGAUUUCAUGAAAGAACAACCCAACAAACGGGCUGAAGUGGAUGAAGAGCACAGAAA